CGUUACGAGAGCACAUCAAGCUACGACCGCAAGAAGACAGCUGCCAUUGCUCGUUUCAGCGACGAGCAUAAGCGAUGGAUUGUUGAUUUCUACUGCGUCAACCCGAAUAUAUUUCUCGACAAGUGCAAGAAAGCGUUUGAAGUGCACUUCAAAACAUACAUAUCGGUAUCAACAAUCUGGCGUGUCAUUCAUGCCCACGGGUUCACGUGGAAAGUGUUUGAGCGGCGAGCCAUGCAAGUGCGACAAAAAGACGUUCAGCGGUUCUUUGACGAGCUUGCAUAG
Messenger RNA from Aphanomyces invadans, 282 nucleotides. RefSeq lists its product as hypothetical. The annotation marks the transcript as partial. The record is from RefSeq and is a predicted model, not a curated record. The transcript has a single exon. Lineage: Eukaryota; Oomycota; Saprolegniomycetes; Saprolegniales; Verrucalvaceae.